AUGAACACAAUCAAUGAAAGACUUACAUGUUGCAAUCCUAAUAAAUGCAACGAUCCUUGUAUUUAUGGUUGCUUAACAGCAUGCUUGGAACCUUGGACUAAAAGUUACAAUUGCUUGGAAACCUGUACUAAUAAAUACGCUGGUAGGCUAGAAGAAUACUCAUGUUGGAAUGCCUGCUACUUGAUGAAAAAAAUCCAUCAACAAUCCUACUCCUCAAUAUUACAAAAGAUACGUGGACCCAUUAACUGCUUACCUUUUACUGGACCAAAGAAAUAUCAUGUGUCUACGUUGAGAAAUUCCACUACAGACAGCACCCCCGUUAUUUCUCAAGAUGGAUACCGGAAUGAACGUUGUACUUGCUCACCACCUGAGCUACAUAAUGCUAGUAUCAGUAACUACCUCGUUACGCCAACUUUUAAAAAAAUUACAGUCAACAGCAAUGGUAAUUUUGUAAUAGAAAUUCGGUGGUUACGUGCAUUAGGCUAUCAUAAUGACUUUGAGGUACAGUUUAUUGUGCCGAUUAGGAAUCCACCCAACGGUACCCGCCGGAAAUGCAACAUCACAACAGAAACGAACAUCAAAAUUGUAAUAGAUCGCAUUGCCAAUUUAUCCCACGCAGACGUACAUGAAAAAGGCAUUGACUUUAUUAUCCUUCGAAUUCCUAAUCCGAGCAAUUUUUAUCAUUCGCAAACCAUUGGAAACAAGGUGACUAUGGCUGCUGAAGUCAAGAAAAAAUAUUACCAAAAGUACAGGGAAUAUUUCCCCAGCGAUACCGCUAAAAUACCUCCAGAGGCGGUUGCAUUGAUUUGCUUGGCUAGUGCAAUAGCUUUAAUUGGCACUUCCGUUUACUUAUACUUGGCAUACCAUCUCAAGUUGUAUCCUGUAGCUGAACGCACCAUUAGCAGUCCCGACUAUGUUAGCAUAGUACAUGAUCUAUUCGAAGAAAAUAUCGAUUUAAAUCUAUUAAGAUUUCUAGAUGGUAACAGGAUUGGUUACAAUGUUGUUGGAGCAAUUGAUGACGAUAUAGCGACUCCAAUCCCAGAAAUAGUUAUGAGGAAACUUACAACAUGUUCAAAGAUAAUACUCUAUCUAUCACCGGAAUACAUUCGAAAUAUCAAUAAAUACCAAAAACGUGAUCUGCGAGACUUCGAAAACGAUAGUCCUGAACUAAUGUUUGCCAAAUGUACAUGGUCAUUAAUGCUACGUAAACUUUAUAAUUGUCCUCGCAGUAAUGAUGUAAUUGUGGUCACGAACACUUCGAUAUAUCCUGGUUCAUGGAUAAGGUUUGCAAGAUAUCAUCUUGCCUUUCCUUCUACACAAAUCCGUGAUCUUAAGUACGAUAAUCACUAUGAUCCUCUACUACGCUGCCUACGAACAGCAAGGGCCGAUUUAGAAACUUGA
Messenger RNA from Trichoplax adhaerens, 1401 nucleotides. RefSeq lists its product as uncharacterized. The transcript has 6 exons. The record is from RefSeq and is a predicted model, not a curated record. Lineage: Eukaryota; Metazoa; Placozoa; Uniplacotomia; Trichoplacea; Trichoplacidae. Bases 1 to 1401 code for a protein of 466 amino acids.